Fraxinus pennsylvanica is the source of this 1200-nucleotide messenger RNA. Lineage: Eukaryota; Viridiplantae; Streptophyta; Magnoliopsida; Lamiales; Oleaceae. The record is from the annotation of a GenBank genome assembly.
AUGGCCAAGUCCAAACGCCUGUACCAGGUUUGGAAAGGAAAUAAUAAAUUCUUCUUCGGUGGGAGGCUGAUAUUUGGGCCAGAUGCUAGGUCAUUGAUCGUUACCUUAUUGCUUAUCCUGGUCCCUGUUGUCAUCUUUUGUACUCUUGUAGCAGGGAACCUUCUUCAUGAAAUUCCAGCUUAUAAUGCAGGAUAUGCAAUUUUGGUUGUCACGAUUGUCUUCACUAUCUACGUAUUAUUCCUCCUAUUUUUGACCUCAUCUCGGGAUCCUGGCAUCGUACCGCGUAGUUCUCGUCCUCCUGAGGAUGAGCUUGGGUAUGAAUCGUCCGCUUCUGUUGAAGCUGGUGGAAGACUUUCACAAAGCGCGCAAUUGCCUCGCACUAGAGAAGUUUUUGUCAAUGGCCUUCCCGUUAGGGUUAAAUAUUGUGAAACAUGCAUGGUUUAUCGUCCUCCAAGAUGUUCUCAUUGCUCAGUUUGUGAUAAUUGCGUGGAGCGAUUUGAUCAUCAUUGCCCUUGGGUUGGCCAAUGCAUUGGAAAGCGGAACUAUCGUUCUUUCUUUCUCUUUGUUUCUUCCUCGGCACUUCUCUGCAUCUUCAUCUUUUCGAUGUCAGCUUUGUACUUGAAAUUUCUCGUGGAUGAACAUGGAACUGUUUGGAUGGCCAUGAAAGAAUCACCGGCAUCAGUUGUAUUGAUGGUGUAUUCUUUUGUAUUGCUAUGGUUUGUUGGGGGUCUUACCGGCUUUCAUUUGUACCUAAUCGGCUCAAACCAGACAACAUACGAGAAUUUUCGUCACAGAGCGGAGAACAGGAUGAACGUAUAUGACAGGGGAUGCAUGAACAAUUUUCUUGAAGUAUUUUGCACUAGAACAGAACCUUCGAUACAUGAUUUUCGUGCGAAUGCAAAUGAAGAUACGACGGAGACUUCAAGGGGAUCCACUUAUGCAGCGCAUAAAAGAAAUUCCAAUGAGGGCAGACGAGCUAAGGUAGAAGAAGAUCUUGAGAUAGGCAACGAUCUUCUUAAGGUAUCUCAACGGCGCAAAUCUGAAGAAGCGAGUGAUAUUCAAAUCAGAGGACAAGAUACACCACCGGAGAAGUUCUCCGAGGCUGACUUUGGAUUGGGUAUGGAACCACAGAUAUCCUCAUUCAGAUAUGAGGAUUAUUCUUGUAGCUUGGAUAGAAGGAAUGAGAGAAUGAGAGUUUAA